UGGCGGCGCCCAGCAAGCUGUGGGGUGUUCGCAGCCCCGCCCCUCCCCUCGCUGGCCUGACGGAGCAUGGGGCGCUGCCCGCUGUGUGAUGUCACACCCCCCUCUCCCGCCACUCGCUGCAUGACGUCACAUCUGGGGUGAGGAGGCCACAGCCCACGGCAUCGACAGGCCCCCCCGCCCCCGGCAGAAGGGAGGCCUCGGACUCUGCCAAGUGCUGUCCCACGAUGGGAAGGACAAGGGCGCGGGUGCGGGUGGCGCAGCCUCACCCCUUGGCUGGAAGUAGCAAUAAACCCAAAUCCACGGUGUCUGCCUUCAGCACCCCUGCCACAAAAAUGGUUUCCGCCCCCCUGGGCACAGGGGUGAGCCGUCACGCAGGGAUGCUGCAGCUACACGUACAGGCUGACUUCACUUGCGGCUGGCCCACACAUUCGAAUGGAGAAAUUGGACAGAGACUGCAUCCAGCGGGCAGAGUGGUAGCCAGGAGUACAUGUGUAAAGAAGUGAGAAAUGUAGCCGUGUUAGUCUAGUGUAGCUGAAACAAAAUACAGGACAAUGUAGCACUUUAAAGACUAACAAGAUGGUUUAUUAGGGGAUGAGCUUUCGUGGGCCAGACCCACUUCCUCAGAUCAAAUAGUGGAAGAAAAUUGUCACAACCAUAUAUACCAAAGGAUACAAUUAAAAAGAAGAGUUUCCUGAAAGAAGAAUGAGGGUUUUUUGUCUUGGGAGGAGGCGAGAUUAAUCACGAGACAGGGUUAUGAGAUGCUGUAAAGAUUACGGCUGACUAUUGACAUUGGAUAAGCCUCUAGCACUGGGACUCUUGUAAUAACCCGCUUUCAGAUGUCUCAAGCUGAUUUUUGAGCCAGGGCACCCUGACCCCUGGUGAACUGCUUAACACUGACUCCAUUUGUGUGAUUUCUUUUUAUGGAACAUAAUAGCUGCUGAGAGGUUAAACCAAGACAAGCCCAGAAAAUGACUGGUGCUGCCCUUAUAUAGUUGAUGUAGGCAGUGCUGAGAUUGCAGCUCCCACCUGUGUUUUCAGCCUUUGAACUAAGAAUCUGAGAUAAUUAAAUUUUAUUUCUAGGACUUGAAAGUCAUUGGUCCCCCUGGAGAAAAAGCAGAAUCCAGGCUAGUGCAGAACAUUUUGCCCAUGAAGUUUAAUGAUCAGUGAGCUAUAUCUUCACUGGCUGCCCUGUGCCUCUGCAGUCACCAAGUCACCAAAGUGUUGUCUCUGCUGUACACGCAUGGAGUUAAACCCCGGCAGUUACAACCAUGCCAGCCACCAAUCAGGGGUGGCCUGAAGAGUUUGGGUUUAAGAUAAGUGGGGAUGGUCCUUGCUACAUCCUUGCAGUAGAAGAAGGCAGCAGUGCUCAUGUGGCUGGUCUGCAGCCAGGAGACCAGAUCCUGGAGAUAGAAGGCCAGCAUGUUUCCUCCCUGAACUGUGAGACGCUCAUCCACCUGGCCAGGCAGUGUGAGAAUGUGCCUCCCAGCAUUGGGGUGGUCUCACGCAUCCAGCAGAUGGAUAUCCACCCUGGCCCCGAUGGAAAGUUUGGCUUCAGUCUGAUGUGUAACAGCGGCAGCCCCCUGCAAGUGGAGAGUGUAGCCCCAGAUUCGCCUGCUUUGGGGUAUGGAAUCAAACCAGGAGACUAUGUGCUGGAAGUCAACGGGAUCCCAGUGAAGCUUAAUGAAGCAGCAGCUGCCUUGAUCAAAUCCUGCCAAGGCAAGGCCCUGAGACUGGGGCUGCUGCGGUUUGGGCGGGUGCAGCGACGGACCAGCAGCGGCGUACGGGGAUGCAUGCAGGGCACCGAUGCCAUUCACCAAGAGAGGAAACAGAAGGCGCAGGAAUUCAACAAGAAGGUUGACGAAAUUCUCGGAGAUCAACCAGAGGUAAAAGAGAAAGUUUUCACCAUUUUGAAGCAUUAUGCGGCAGAGCGGAAGGUGGAAUACUUGGCUUAUACCCUUUCCAUGAUUCUCACCAAAGAAUCCCAUCAACUUCUCAUUGACAAUAUCAGGAUCUUCAUCCCCAAGAAGCACCGGCAGCGCUUUGACGAGGUGGUGUCCCAGAGCCUGAUCAGCAAGCUCUGCCGGUCCAAGAGUGAGCAGCACACCAACCGGCUGAGGCGCAGCCGCAGCGAAGACCACCAGGAGCGGCUGCUGGUGUCGACCCGGGCAAGCUCAGUGCCUCGGAGUCAUGAGGAAGCCGGCAAGGGUUUGCGGAAGACCACUUCUCUGAUCGCCAGCAGCGUGGGGUCAGGGGCUGCCCGCAGAACUGUUCGAGUUUACAAAGGCAGCAAAAGCUUUGGCUUCACAUUACGAGGACAUGCCCCAGUGUGGAUUGAGUCCAUCCUGCCUGGGAGCCCAGCUGAGAAGGCUGCUCUCAAACCUGGAGACAGAAUCUUAUUUCUCAAUGGGCUGGAUAUGAGGAAUUGCUCCCAUGAGAAGGUGGUGUCCAUGCUGCAGGGUAGUGGGGCAAUGCCAACCUUGGUUGUGGAAGAAGGGAUGGUCCAUCUGCCAGUUGAUUCUGAGUCUGUGGACUCCCCGAAUCCCUCCUCGGCCCUCACCUCCCUGCAGUGGGUGGCAGAGAUACUUCCCUCUAACAUCAAGUUUCAAGGGAGGACCUUCAAUCAACAGCUGGAACAUCUGUUGACACCACCCGAGCGCUACAUCAUCUGCAAAGCACUGGAAGGCUUCUUCCAGCAUCGGAACAUAGAUACGCUCAUAGUGGACGUGUACCCUGUGCUGGACACACCAGCUAAGCAGGUCAUUUGGCAGUUUAUCUACCAGCUGUUGACCUACGAAGAGCAGGAGCACUGCCAGCAAAAGAUCGCCAGGUUCCUUGGCUACAAAUCAGUGGCAGCUGCAGCAGAGCCAGAGGCAGAGGAGCGGCACCGGACUUCAGUUCGAGGGGCCUCGGGAUGUCGGGGAAGCAUUCGAACCCGGGGCUCUGAGGAAGGUGGGACAGGAGGUCCCAGUGACACUGGGGAGGUAUCAGUUCGACUGACGCCAGGAGAGAGGCAAGCGGGGGACGGCACAUCCCUUCCAGAGACACCCAACCCCAAAAUGAUGUCGGCCGUCUAUGCAGAGCUAGAAAAUCGCUUGAUCAGCAGUUUCGCAGGGAAGAUGGCUCAUGCGGCCACACACAGAGAGUCGCCUCCUGUCCCAGACCAGGCAAAUGCGGCAGGCGUUCGCAAGUCGGGGAUGACAAUUUCCUGGCAGAGUGAUCCGUUGCCCUCUCAGCAGUACUAUUACCACCCGCACAGCAGCAUCCCCUCCCCCAGCAGCACAGAGUCCAACCCCUACGUCAGCCUAGACAGCAGCCCUGCCCCCUCCCCUAAGCACGUGGACUACACGCUCAGCCCCCUGUCUCGACGGAAGAAGCUCUUCACCUUCUCCAGGCCCCCGCGCAGCCGGGACACAGAUCGCUUCCUGGACGCCUUGAGUGAGCAGCUGGGACACAGGGUCACCAUCGUGGAUGACUUCCUCACACCCGAGAAUGACUACGAGGAGAUGAGUUUCCACGAUGACCAGGGCAGCUAUGUCACCAAUGACCUGAGCAGCGCUAGCGAGUACAUCAGCAGCAGCGAUGAAGGGAGCUCUCUGACCUACUCCACCCUAUCCGAUCACAUUCCCCCUCCCCCGCUCAGUCCACCCCCACCUCCGCCGCAGUUCCAUGACCCCAGAACAGUCACUUUGAGCUCUGAGGCCACAAGAAAUAUCUCCUCCCCCCUCUCCAAAACCCUAGGGAGUCACUCACACCCAGUUCCUCCCCCUCCCCCUCCUCCCCCUCCCCCACCAGUGCCAUGCGCACCCCCCUUGCUGCAACGGAGCCUGGUACAUCGCAGGAGUGAGUCCAGCCACAUGAGUGUCAAAAGGCUGCGGUGGGAGCAGGUGGAGAAUUCAGAAGGCACCAUCUGGGGGCAGCUUGGAGAAGACUCCGAUUAUGACAAACUGAGCGAUAUGGUCAAAUACCUCGACCUGGAGCUUCAUUUUGGAACUCAAAAGCCUGCAAUUUCUCUUCCAGAGCCAACUCUGUUGCCUGACUCCUUUAAAAAGAAAGACGUGGUUGAAAUUUUGUCUCACAAAAAGGCCUACAACACAUCCAUCCUGAUAGCCCACCUCAAGCUCUCCCACAUCGAGCUGCGCCAGAUCCUCAUGACGAUGGAGAGCGACCGCCUGGAGUCCUCUCACAUCAAGCAGCUCCUGCUGUACGCGCCUGACGCCGAGGAGGUCCAGCAGUACCAGAACUACCAGGACAAUCCCAGCAAGCUGAGUGAGCCAGACCAGUUUGUCCUGCAGAUGUUAUCAGUACCAGAAUAUAAAACCCGGCUCCGCAGCCUGUACUGUAAGACCACGCUGCAGGAGAAGGCCGAGGAGCUCAAAGCCAGCUAUGAGUGCAUCUGCAAGGCCUCCUUGGAGCUGAAAAGCAGCAAGAAGCUGGCUAAGAUCUUAGAGUUUGUGCUGGCCAUGGGGAACUACUUGAACAACGGGCAGCCCAAGACCAACAAAACAACAGGCUUUAAAAUCAACUUCCUCACCGAGCUGAACACAACCAAGACUGUGGAUGGGAAAUCCACUUUCCUGCACAUUCUUGCCAAAUCGCUUAGCCAACAUUUCCCAGAGCUUCUGGGUUUUGCCAAGGACCUUCCUACAGUGCCGCUUGCUGCCAAAGUGAAUCAGAGAACAUUAACAGCUGAUCUCCACGACCUGCGCACCACCCUCAGUGAAAUAGAGACUGCCUGCCGCCACAUGCCAGCCGCUGAGGAGGACAGAUUUGCUGUUGUGAUGAAUUCUUUCCUGGAGAGCGCCCACCCUACCGUCCAGUCUCUGGAUGACCUGCAGCAUAAGGCCAUGGAGGAAUUUGGCAAAGUGCUGAGCUUUUUCGGGGAGGACUCCAAAGUGACCACGUCUGAAUCUUUUUUUGGCAUUUUUGCUGAGUUCAUGAGCAAGUUUGAGCGGGCGCUUGGUGACGUGCAGGCCUGCGAAAGCCAGCGCAGUCCCCGGAUGACCUCCCCCCUCGCCUGGUGACGGGCUUGUGGUAACCGUCGGAGCAACGCUCUAUUGCCAACAAAGUGCACUUGGUCCCUGCUGAGUUUGGUUGUAAAUACGCUGGUGUCGUGUUAGCACCGAUCAGAACCAUGGACUCGGGCAUCUGGACACUACAGGAAUAACUUCUGCAGACAGGCACCAUGGGCGGGACCCUGGGAUGGACGGAGGGGUGGGGGAGGUUCACAGGGGUUCGUAUUUAUUGUGCCCUAGAAUUCCAGUGCAUUGUGGAAUCAGGUUUGCAGACACGCCGGGAUGUAGAAACCCCUGAUUCCGAAGCCGUUCAAGUUGGCAAUAGCAGACCCUGGGAUCCCUAGCCGAGGCUCCAUUGAGGGCACACAGAGUUUUCUUCUCCCCACAUAAUGAGGCUUAGGAGGAGAGCAGGGCCAGGCACAGAGGGGAGCGCAGGCCUUACCCCUGGAAUGGGUGAUGCUGCUGCCACUGGAGCAGGCUCUCCAGGGAGCCUUGGGAGGAAACGCCGAGCAGCCAGUCUGAAUUCCUCCUCGGAGUCCCUGCCACGCUGCAGCCCCUGCAGCAUCAUCACCCCUACAGGCCAGCCCAGACUUUUCCCACAGCCCCUCCCCAGUCGAGCUCCCUGGUUGAGUCUGGGCGUGUCAGGGUUUGGCUCAGAGUCUUUAGUCCUGGACUCCAGAAGGGAAAGGGCAGUGAGGAUGGCAGGAAAUUGCCUCCCAGAACUGUGCCUGGUGUAUUCGCUUUGCCCCCAGACGUGGAUCUAGUCUUGCUUUAUACAGAGGGACAACCCUGACGUUUCUUUCUGGCUGUCAGUUUGCUGAGGUGUCUGGCAGUGGGUGAUGGGCCUGGAGAGUUUGCUAGAACAUUAAUAUCUUCCUCAUCAGUUCCACGUGGACUUGCCCGGAGACAGUUUACUGAGUGUCUUGAUGCCUCCAUGGGAAGUGUAAAACCCUGGGCAGUCUGGAAGUCUAGCACUCUGUGGCGUUCCUUCGAGCAGCUACAGGCCUUCCGUGUAGCUUCUGAGGCUAGCCAGGGAGCCCUGCAGGAAACCAAGUAUGUGCUGCACCUUUCAAUCAUUGACUGAGGGCCUGUAGCUAUGUGAGAACAUCCGACAUAGUGUAGGACUCAAGCGAUCCUUCGUGCCCAGUGCGUUCUGUGAACUGCAGAACUGUACGCACCAUGCUUCGUUGUUCCGCCAGCCUCUGAUCAUUCUCUAGGUAAAUUCAAUUCUGAGUUGUCCUUCAGGGACUAACGCUCUGCUAGACUCCUGUGAUGUGCGCAUGUGCCUCCAGGUGACAUAGCUUGCUAAGAUCUGUACAGCAAGACGCAUCAGUUCACUCACAUUGCGGGGCAUUACUUUGUGCAAAAAGCAACCAUUGCCUUUCGGCUCUGAUGUACCCGAACAGGCUGCUCCUUGAAACGCUCCAGCAGUAUCUGGAGUUUAGAUAACAUUUCUCAUCCAAACGCUUGUCCUCCCUUGGUGACAGAGCAAGGGGGUUUAUCACAGCCUGUGUUGAGAGCAGAGAAUCACCAAUAAUCCAAUAAUCACUGGUGCAUUAUUUACAGGAGACCUUAUGUGCAUCAAAUCCUUUGUUUUCAAUACGUUUUAAAACUCCCUGCUGUAGAAAGUGAUGUGUGUGCCCACAGCUUCAAGUGCCAGGUAGCUUCUAGCAUUGCAUUAUCUGAUCUGUGGUUUUUUUUUUUUCGUUCUGAUUUAUGACAGGACAAUGCCUGUUUGUCUCCAUUCUGUGUUUCCAAUGCUGCACACCGUGUAUAGCUGAUCUUUUUUUAAAGCACAUAUUUCAUACUGAAACCGUUUGAGGUUAUUUUGAAACUGUCAUUAAUGAAAAUGCUGUACAUAGACUUUGCUACCUGUUGUAACUUGAAAAAAAUAGCUAAACCUCCACUCGCUUUGUUUCCAGAUGGUAUUUUUAUGUGAAAAUUUUCAGAAAACUAGAACUUCUGAGAUAUGGUUCUAUUAUUUGAUAACAGGACUGUGUGUAUAGUCGCAAUUCAGUCUCUACCCAAAACCUACGUGCUGUCCUCCAAAAUAAAGCUACUGCCUUUUGUCUCCCAGCUGCAUUCGAGU
This is a messenger RNA of Pelodiscus sinensis (Chinese soft-shelled turtle), 7101 nucleotides long. NCBI's taxonomy places the organism in Eukaryota, Metazoa, Chordata, Testudines, Trionychidae. The record is from RefSeq and is a predicted model, not a curated record.